GAAAGUGAUUUAAUUUCAUUUUUCGAAACAUAUUGAACAUUUUGUUCUAGUUCGUAUUACAUAUUUGCUGCGAACAUCGAAACAAAACCGAUAUUAAUUUUGAUGGUCUUUCUUGGGAGAGUUGUAUGAAAGAAUUCAGGGCACCCAUCGCAAUUCAUAAGUGAUGAGUCUUGGUACCGAUAACUGUGAGAAGAAAAGAAACAGCAUGAUCGUCAAUCGUCCCAAUGUUGGUUGAAUAGCGGUAGUGUUGGUGAAAAUUGUGAAAAUCGAAUGAAUGAAAGGAAUAAAACAAAAAUUUUGUGCGUGUCGUGUUUAUGAACAGGUCAUAAUCAUAAAAUGACAUUCGGGAGUUGAUAUUCUUACUGCUAGUGUAAGAAAAAACAUGAAGAAAAUUAUGUGUAAACAACACCGAGUACACGAGAGUCGAGAGUGACAAGAAUCGAAAAUUGCUACUGUGAUACAAUGUUUUAAUGUGUUUGAUAUUUUGACAUCAAAAUUAGUACGAACAAAGCAUAAGCAGAAUUCCAAACAUGACAAAACAUCAAACAUCAAGUUUUGAUUACCAGCAACAAUCUUGAGCAGUUAUCCGUGAUUAACAAUACGAAAGUGCAACGGGCUACUGAACAACAUAGUUUGCUAUAACGGUGUGUUACAUAAACGUAAUAUACCUGGCCUCUUCGAAAAACGAUAAUGCAAAUUUAAACGGUGAUAAAGUUUGUGUUACUAAAAAGACUACUAUAUUGUUACUAUCUUCGUUCACACUACUUCCUGAUUGCAAUGAGGGACCACGAAAAGAAGCGCUGCAACUUUGGCUAGCGAUCGUUGUGUAUAUUCCGGUGCAAUUCAACAAAUUCCAAAGCAGCAUUAAGAUAUGGGAGAUGCUAAGGUAAAACAAUCUUAUUUUGGCAACCAGCCCCAACAAAAACAGCAACAAGAAACCCCUACCGAGUCUAUUGCAACAGCAUCAACUAUCCCGGAUGCACAAAAACCAAGCCCUUCAGGACUUAAAAGUGGUUUUAAGGAUGAGGCCAGAAGUUCCAGUAAAUAUGAACAACUCAAGGUUCGCAAGGCCGAAUUGGAGAAAAAGCUCAAUGAAAAAUAUGCUCAGCUGCAGCAAGUUAAACGUGAAGAGGCUCAACUUAUUGGAAUGUAUCCGAGUGAUUUCAGCGCAGGCGUUGGAAGUCAAGAUCAGAAUGGAGCUGCGCCCACCUUAAGGCGGAAAAUUGGUACAAGUUUUAAGCUUCCCGAAAAUUUACUGAAUAAUAAAGAAGAUGACAUAAACAAGCUUCUCCUAGAGAAGCAGAUACAACAGCAGAUAUCGGAAGCAUCGCUUAGGUUGGCCAACGAUACUUCUCAGUCAAAAUCAGUUCGAAGAACCCAUAAGCAGAGCUACGAAAAUGCCCAGCAGAAACUGUUGGCCAUAAAUCAAAAUUUAAGCGUGUUAAAAAAACGCCAGCAGCAAGCCACCGAACAACAGAAGUCUCCUCCAGCCACACGGGACGACAUCGAUCUUCAUAAGAGCAACAACACAAAUCGAUUUCGCUCCAACAGUAAUAGCAGCAACAUGAUGAUGAACGCUUCAGAACGACGGAACUCUGUUAAAUCUAAUACAUCAUCGAAUCAUUCCAAUAGUGUGAAUAGUUCAGUGGGAUCCGCAACAAAACAGCAAUUACUAGUGCAAAUUCCAGGACAACAAACUGCACUCUAUCACUCUCAGCAGAUUUCGCCGUAUUCGAUACACUCAGGGAUGCUUUGUGUGAUGCCGUCUGGAUCACAAAGCAUGACCCCAGCUGCGUCUGCUGCUAUGGUCUCCCAGUUAAGCAUGCUUCGGCAUCGAGCUCGUCAUGACAGUUUUAGUGGCAUAGUAAGCUAUGACUUAGCCGGAACAGCAACUGUUGAAGCUGCUAAAAUGUCACCUGUUGGUAGUGGACAUCAUCAUCAUUCUCAUAUUCAUCAGCAUUUUCAACAAUCGCACUCACCUCAAAGUGGAACUAGCCGAAUGAACAAGAUGAUGCACCAGCAACUUCACAAUUAUAAUUCUUCUCCGCCGGUGCAUCACGGGCAUAGUGGAAGUUCUGGAUACGUACUAUUAUCUCCGGGAGGUGCAUCGUCUGCUGUAACACCUGAUCAAGCUUUUGUGUAUGAUGCAAAGGUGAUAUCAAGAUUACAACCUCCUCCGCCUCUGCCUCCUUCCGCGUCAACAACUUCCUCAAAAAAUUUUCCUCAUGGUACUGGAAGUAAUCAUGAAAUAAACCAAGAGAUAACGGCUGGGCUCGGAGGUUACUGGAUGAUGCUGGAUACUGGUGAAAAAGUGUGGUGUGCAGUAGACAAUCGUUUCGCCAGUUUGGAUCGUAAGCAAGGUGGUGGCAGUAUGAAAUUGUCGCGUUCCAGGUUAAGUCAUUAUUCGCAUGCUGCCCCUAUUAAAAGCAACUCCAUGGGAAAUUUUGAUUUCAUCAAUAAGCAGCAGCUGCAAAUGGAUGAUUCUAUCCAACCCGACGCAAUUUCAGUAACUUCAGCAUCCAGUGAAAAUAAACGACGGGAAAAAGUGUGGCGAGAAACAUCGCUGGACAGUCCUGUUGUGAAACACAAGAUAUUGCCGCCACCUUCACCGCCUAUGAUGAAUCCUCCUGCGCUGCCAGCAUAUCCUUCACCACCACCACCACCACCUCCUCCAAUUAGUCAAACCUCAGCAUCAAUCCAAACUCCUCUGCAUAUUAAUGUCGAAGGUAGCUACUCAAUGUGUUCAUCGUCGCCGUUGUUGCUCUCACCGCAACAAAUGCGAUACUAUCAGCAGAAGCAACAACAAAUUAUAGAACAGCAACGUCAGCAACGACUCAGAAUAAAACAACUUGAAGAACAAAAACAACAAGCCUAUCUCCGAGAACAGCAGCAACAACAGCAGCAAUAUCUACGACAAAAGCUAAUCCGUUCACCAUUGCAACCUCACAAGCACCAGAACAACUAUUCACAACCUACUCAGCAGCAUCUAGACUUGCUUCCUCAGGUUUCACACUUCUAUGAUCAACAAAAUCACAAUCUUCCACUGCAUUAUCAUCAGUCGCAUCAUGCCCAAAAUAGUCUUUCUCCCCGACAUCCGGAUCUAUUGACUUCACCAACGCUAUCAGCUUCUUCAUCGAAUACGUUAACGUCUCCAACGCAGCUACAACAACAAUGUUCUGUCUCUCCCACACCAUCAACGUUAACGAACACCUCUCCGGGUGCAUCGUGUGCUAUGCCUGUUGGAAAAGCUAUCACCAUCUACUCCACGGCGGAUAUUCAAACCGAGUCACCGAAAAACGUAACUGUGGUCCAGCAAGGAAAGAUUCAACCCUACAAGGAGGUAACCAAACCUUUCGAAAUGUCCGAUUUUUACAAAUAUUCGACGAAGUAUCGACAGAAGCAGCAGCAACAGCAGCAGCUGCAACAGCACGACGGUCAAAUUAGUCCCAACGGAAAUAGUUGCGCAGCCACCGGUGUCGGAAACGAAGUGAUUCAAAAAACAAUCUACCAACCCCCGAAUCCGUCGAUAUGCCACCCAAUUAACUACAACUGAUUCGGUGUACCUAUCUAUGUGAAUUUCAAAGAUGUUUCGUUACAUGAAAUGCAAACUAACAUGUGCCUCUCUCCUACAAUUCGAUAGCAAUUUGACGCGUUACCUAAAGCUUUACUUAUACAUUUGAAUUGAAAAUUCACCUAAAAAACCUUGUUUCAAAGUCUUUGCCUCUAACUCUGCCCUACUCGCGGGAGCCAUUCAAAUAUUUCAGCAGUUAUGUUCCAUUAUUUGUCUUUGUGAAAAUGUCUAUGGUCAAGAUAGUUUCGGUAAAUAAUAAAGAGAUAUAGGGCAGUUCAGCGAGGCUUAUGUAUGCAGUUUUCUCAGUUUUUCAAUAACAGUGACUUUUUAGUUUUUACAGUGAUUAUUGACUGCUUAUUAGAGAAAAAGCCUUCAUCUGAUCCAGUGUUCCACAAAUAAAAAAUGUAACUUAUGUGCUAAAACUUGCCAGCUUUCCAGAUAUCACUUCCUAGAAGUGGUAAGCAGUUAAAUGUCAUAGGCUUUUUCGCAUUUGAGAAACGAUUGUUGCAAAACUAUUUGACACAAAAUUUUGUCUAUAUAUUUUAAAAAUCUAGGAACGGGAUUGGGUGUUUAACUUCUACCCAGACUUAUUCUAUUUGACAAAAUUAUAGAACUUGUUUAUGGAUUUUGAACCAUUUCACAAUCGUGAUUGUGAUUUCUAUUGUAAACCGAGAACCGACACUAAAAUUGUUUCUAGAGUUAUUUCGAAAUUUGACAUCCGUUAUGCUAAUACAAGAUAAGUUUGCCUACGAUUCUCAAAUUUAAACAUUAUUAAAUUUGAAAUACUCAAAAAAAAAACUGCGCUUGAUGUGAUUUAUUUCCCACAUGCUCGUUUUAUAUAGAUUCAUACAUUGUUUUCUUUAGAAUAUUCCCUGUUUCAAAAACAAUUUAUAUUUUGAGAUGCAAUAGUACUAGAAAUGUGUUCUGAAACAAAAAUUCUAAAAAAAACAAGGGGGUUUGAACCAAAUCAGAUGGAUCAUCACUUAAGCACUUAAGUUGGUACACAGGCAUAAAACAAAACUUCAUGAUUGGUUGUUCGAAAAGGCACGUAAUUAUCUAACAAAUAAAACUUUAAAAAGCGCAUAUCGCUUAGCAUCAAACUGAGACAUUUUAAGCAUUGAUUCAUCGAUACAGUUUACCGUGAUAUUUGAGUAAAUACGAAUACGAAACGCAAAGCUAAUUUCAAUUAAAUAGAGCUAAAAGGCUGUUACUCAAGAAUUUAAAUAAAUGCCAACAAAACAUCCGUGUACUAGAAUAUUCCAUAGAGAGAAGACUGUCAAAUAAUUUUUUUGUCGAUGAUGCCGAACAACAGACUAUACGUUGUCUAGCUAAAUAAAUUAGGCCUGCAAUAAAAAAAUUCUGCAAUUAAUUUCGUAAUUGUAUCAAAACAGUCUAUGAGCGAGCCGGUCAUACUCAACUGAACGAUGUGUAUAUUUAUUCCAUGUCAUGUAACCCUAAAACUUUUGUUUAUAGUUUAGCGACCGUAUUUCGAUUUUCUUCUAAACAACGUCGUAGGUUAUAAUGUAGCUAACUGGUUAUAAGAACGUGACUUCCUGAUAAUAUGAUCAGGAUGAUGAUGUUAUAAAAAGCGAUUUACGAUAUGAUAUGACGCUAAGCUUAUAUGUCAAACUCUCAAACUGCUUUAAUCACAAUUUAAACCCUACAUAUGAAAAUGAAGCAUAAACAAAAAAGUAAAACUAAAUUUAAAAGUACCUAUAGGCGCAUUGUUAGAUCUAGUUAACAAUUUAAAUGGUCAUAAAACUUGCACAAUGUUUUUUUCUUUGUAAUAUAGUUAAAGGAUAUAAUACGAGUUGAAACAGAUUCGUAAUAGGUAUAUGCAAUUAUUGUAAGCUAUAUAUUUACAAAAACAAUAAAAUAUAUCAGACUGUAAUAUACAAUGCGUACAUCAAUAUCAGAAAUUGAUUCUUAUGGUUUUUAUUAAUCGAACAAAUUGUUACACAAAAUCGUAGUACGAAGAAUCAUUGUAAGUGCAUUGAGCUUUAUUUUGUAUUGGUUAAUUUGUUUUAAGAUAUCUAUUAAGGUAGCGGAUAAUGAAAAAGGUAUGAUUCGACAUUGAGUAUGUACCGCAAAUUAAUGGAAACUAGAAGAACAGCAUAUUUUGUAAAAGGUAAAAAUCAUGCCAAUGU
Messenger RNA from Sabethes cyaneus, 5718 nucleotides. RefSeq lists its product as uncharacterized. NCBI's taxonomy places the organism in Eukaryota, Metazoa, Arthropoda, Insecta, Diptera, Culicidae. Gene Ontology annotation, biological process: establishment of epithelial cell polarity. The transcript has a single exon. Bases 872 to 3553 code for a protein of 893 amino acids. The record is from RefSeq and is a predicted model, not a curated record.